AUGAACAAUCACAAGAUGACGGAAUGUGUCUGGAGGAAAGUUAGUUGUGAAUAUUGUCCAGGAACAUUUAUCGUGAAAAACAAACAGGUUUGUUAAAAAUAGAUUAAUUCUAUACAAAGCUUUUAUAUGGGCAGCAUCCUUUAUAAAGUCGAGAUUUUGUUGAGCUCUAGGUAUCUUCUCUCAUUUGAUAUAAAAUUGUUAUACGGGAAAAUCUUACAAAGGUUGGGCUUAAACGUUGGGUUCUAAAACUUUGAUUCCUUACUGAUAAAAAUGUGAGUAUUUUACUCCAUAAAUCUUGUUAAUAAAAUAGCCUGUCUUUAUUGGUCAAUUUGAAUAAUACGGGACGAAUUGUGAAAGUACUUCAGCUAUAAAAACUUCUUUUCGAUUUUCUUCAGCAACAUCAGAACGUCUGUCAAAAGUUUCCGGUUCAAUGUACCAACAAUUGUGGUCUGAGUAAUAUUCCACGAGAAAAGGUAACUUUUAAUAUUCUCAGUGAUUCUCAGUAA
Messenger RNA from Pocillopora meandrina, 506 nucleotides. NCBI's taxonomy places the organism in Eukaryota, Metazoa, Cnidaria, Anthozoa, Scleractinia, Pocilloporidae. The record is from the annotation of a GenBank genome assembly.